Molecule: messenger RNA, 2197 nt
Organism: Papaver somniferum (opium poppy)
Lineage: Eukaryota; Viridiplantae; Streptophyta; Magnoliopsida; Ranunculales; Papaveraceae
Product: protein NUCLEAR FUSION DEFECTIVE 4-like
Exons: 1
Coding region: 196-1968 (590 amino acids)
Cellular component (GO): membrane
Source: RefSeq, a predicted model, not a curated record
GUUUGUAUUUGCUUUGAAUACAGAAGAUUCAUUCAGAGACUCAAGAGAGUUGACUUAAAAAAUUGGAUAUUGCUUGAUUUCCUCUAUUUUUCUGUAUAUACAUACUCUGCUCCAUGUCUGUCUCUCAUUAAACAUUUCACAGUUUUCCAAUUCCUUUAGACUUCUAAACAAAGAAGAACAAAAGGAGACGGAAUAAUGGCUUUUUCCGGUGGUGGUGGCCGCUUUGGCAAAGCGGAUGUGGUUCCAUUCACUGUGCAAGUACUUCGUGGGAGAUGGUUUAUGUUGUUCAGUGCUUUUCUCAUUAUGGGAAGCGCUGGUGCAGCUUACGUCUUUGGUAUUUACUCAAAAGAAAUCAAAAAAGUUCUUGGUUACGAUCAAAAGACCCUUAAUUUGCUUGGUUUCUUCAAGGACCUCGGAACUACUAUUGGGGUUCUGUCUGGUUUGCUUGCUGAGGUAGCUCCACCAUGGUUUACACUUCUAGUUGGUGCUGGACUGAAUUUUACUGGUUACUUCAUGUUAUGGCUCUCUGUUGCUGGUAAGGUGUCCAAACCUCAUGUCUGGCAGAUGUGUUUGUAUAUUUGUAUGGGUGCCAAUUCUCAAAAUUUCGCAAACACUAGUGUGCUUGUCACCUGUGUCAAGAACUUCCCUGAGAACAGAGGAAGCAUGAUGGGUCUGUUGAAGGGAUUCACCGGCCUGAGUGGAGCUGUCAUGACUCAAAUCUACCUUUCCAUUUACGGUGAUGAUCCUAAAUCUCUAAUCCUCCUUAUAGCUUGGCUCCCUGCUGCUAUAUCCAUCGUCUUUGUUGGCUUUAUUCGGUUGAUGAAAGUUGUUCGAGUUCAAGGUAUAAACGAAAUGAAAGUGUUCUUCAACUAUCUCUACAUCUCCAUCGCGUUAGCUAUAUUCAUAAUGAUUAUGACCAUAACUCAGAAACAGCAUCCAUUUUCUCAUGGUGCAUAUGUUUCGACCGGAACAAUUGUUUGUUUCUUGCUUUUUCUUCCUAUUGCUAUAACAGUUCAACAAGAGUUUAUUAUUUGGAAUCAAAAUCAGGAGGACCUGAAAUCCCCACCUACAGCAGUUAAAAUUGAGAGUUUCUCAGAAGCUGUGGUACCGAAGAGUUCACCGGAAAUUUUAGAAGCAGAUAAACCCAAAAAACCAGAAGUCUCUUGCUUUUCGAAUAUUUUCAGCCCUCCUGCAAGAGGUGAGGAUUAUACCAUAUUGCAGGCGUUAUUUAGUAUUGACAUGUUAAUGCUUUUCUUUGCGACUUUUUGUGGAAUGGGCACCACUCUUACUGCCAUGGAUAACUUGGGACAAAUCGGAGAAUCUCUGGGUUAUCAUACUCGUGCCAUAAGUACUUUCGUAUCUCUUGUUAGCAUUUGGAAUUACUUUGGGCGAGUUGGUUCGGGUUUUUUCUCGGAAUUCCUUCUCACGAAAUGGAAAGUUCCCAGACCACUUGUAAUGGCUUCCGUUCUUCUCUUAUCCUGCGUUGGUUUUCUAAUUGUUGCAUUCCCGUUUCCUGGUUCAAUCUACCUGGCUUCGGUUAUUACUGGCUUUUGUUACGGAGCUGAAUUGCUUCUGCUUUACACCAUCAUUUCGGAACUAUUUGGUCUCAAAUACUAUGCAACUUUGUUCAAUGUCGGGAUGUUGGCGAGUCCCCUCGGAUCAUACGUUUUCAACGUAAAGGUUGCAGGGGUAUUAUACGACAAUGAAGCAUUGAAGCAAUUGGGGAUUAAAGGCCUCACCAGAAAAGAAGGGGAUGAUUUGACUUGUAUCGGAACACAGUGUUUCAGAGAAGCUUUUCUUAUAUUAACAGCUGUGGCAUUCUCCGGUGCCCUUACUACACUUUAUUUGGUCGUCAGAACACGUAAAUUCUACCAAGGAGACAUAUACAAGAAGUACAGAGAAGAAGCCAUUACUACUAAGACAGAUGAAACUGAUAUGGUUUCGUUCAAAGAUAGCAACACCAAGUAGAUUCCUCGCUACUUCUUCUUUUCCGCCGGAGAUUUUCACAGGUCGACAAACAAUUUGUAGUUGUGUUUGGAAAUAUAGCAGCCUAUCAUGACUGUAAUAUCAAAAUGUCAAAAGUAUCCAUUGUUCUGUAAUAUCCAUAUAUGUAUUUCCAAACUUCAUCUUUCUUUUUCUAUCACUUGUAAAAAAAUUAAGUUGAAUAUAUGAAUUGUUUGCUUGUUUUUUUCUUCCA